Molecule: messenger RNA, 3412 nt
Organism: Phalaenopsis equestris
Lineage: Eukaryota; Viridiplantae; Streptophyta; Magnoliopsida; Asparagales; Orchidaceae
Product: vacuolar protein sorting-associated protein 18 homolog
Exons: 23
Coding region: 201-3173 (990 amino acids)
Biological process (GO): vesicle-mediated transport; vacuole organization; endosome organization
Cellular component (GO): HOPS complex; endosome
Molecular function (GO): protein-macromolecule adaptor activity
Source: RefSeq, a predicted model, not a curated record
UAGAAAGUUUCGAGGGGCGCUCGGCACGACACGAGAAUGGCGAGGUGUGAGGAUGAUGAGGGGAGUUCGUAAGAUUUGGCGGAUCGAAGUUACUCAUUCAAUACCAUGGCUGAAUCUGUAUCUAUGGAAAUGGUUUAAAGUUGUCAUUUUUGCUUCUUGGUAGGAUUUUGGUUUCUAGCAGUCUCCGAUCAUUCAGGCAAAUGGACGCCGGCGGUCACGCAUUUUCCGUCGACCUCCUUGAGCGGAAUGGCGCCAAAGGGCACGGCCUUAUCACCUGCAUGGCCGCCGGAAAUGACGUCGUUCUUAUUGGCACUAGCAAGGGGUGGCUUAUUAGGCACGACUUCGGUGUUGGAGAUUCCUACGAUGUGGACUUCUCCGGUGGCCGGGGUGGGGAGCAGCCCGUCCACCGCGUCUUUGUUGAUCCAGGCGGCAGCCAUUGUAUUGCAAAUGUUCUCCACACCGGCAGUGCGGAGACUUAUUAUACGCACGCGAAGUGGGCUAGACCUAGGGUUUUUAGCCGGCUGAAGGGCCUGGUAGUGAACGCAGUUGCUUGGAAUCGGCAGCAGAUCACUGAGUCCUCAACUCGUGAAGUGAUUCUUGGAACUGAGAACGGGCAGAUUUAUGAGAUAUCAGUUGAUGAAGGGGAUAAGAAGGAGAAGUAUAUAAAGUUUUUAUUUGAAUUGACUGAGCUACCUGAAGCUAUCAUGGGCUUGCAGAUGGAGACCGCCUCUGUUGGCAAUACUAUGAGAUAUUAUGUCAUGGCCGUCACACCAACACGUUUGUACUCGUUCACGGGCAUUGGAGCAUUAGAUACAAUGUUUGCUAGCUACUCAGAUCGUGCGGUGCACUUUAUGGAGCUUCCUGGUGAAAUCCCAAAUAGUGAACUACAUUUCUUCAUCAUGCAGAGAAGGGCCAAACAUUUUGCUUGGCUUUCUGGUGCUGGAAUCUAUCAUGGCGAUCUGAACUUUGGAGCCCAACACAGUUCAAGUGGAGGAGAUGAGAAUUUUGUGGAAAACAAGGGUUUACUAAACUAUGAAAAGCUGGGUGAAGCAAUGAAACCAAGGUCUCUAGCAAUAUCUGAAUUUCAUUUUCUUCUUCUUAUUGGAGAAAAAGUCAAGGUUGUCAACAGAAUUAGUCAACAAAUUGUUCAGGAACUGAAAUUUGACCAUGCUCCAGAUUCUGUUUCCAAAGGCAUAAUUGGAUUAUGCAGUGAUGCCACUGCUGGACUAUUCUACGCAUAUGAUGACAGUUCUGUUUUCCAGGUUUCUACUCUAGAUGAAAGCCGAGACAUGUGGAAAGUUUUCUUAGACAUGAAUGAUUAUGCAGCUGCAUUAGCCAGUUGUCGGUCUCCAUUACAGAGAGAUCAAGUAUAUUUAGUGCAGGCUGAUGCUGCGUUUUCUUCAAAAGAAUACUUUAGAGCUGCAUCAUUUUAUGCAAAGGUGAACUUUAUUUUGUCAUUUGAAGAGAUCAGUCUAAAGUUUAUCAACAUUUCCGAACAGGAUGCUCUAAGGACUUUUCUUCUAAGAAAGCUUGAUAAUCUUACUAGAGAUGACAAGUGUCAAAUCACAAUGAUUUCAACAUGGAUUACCGAGCUUUACUUGGAUAAGAUUAAUCGUCUGCUACUAGAAGAUGAACCAAUUUCGGUUGCUAAUGCACCAUUAAAAAGCAGCAAUGUAGAGUAUCAAUCAAUUAUCAAAGAAUUUAGAGCCUUCCUUAGUGAUUCCAAGGAUGUGUUAGAUGAAACAACCACUAUGAAGCUACUGGAGAGUUAUGGCAGAGUUGAUGAGCUAGUCUUCUUUGCUGCUCUAAAGGAACAUUAUGAAAUUGUAAUUCAUCAUUACAUUCAGCAAGGGGAAAUAAAGAAAGCACUUGAGGUUCUCCAGAGACCUAAUGUUCUUGUUGAUCUUCAGUACAAAUUUGCUCCUGAUCUGAUCAUGCUUGAUGCAUAUGAGACCGUUGAAUCGUGGAUGACUACAGACAAACUUAAUCCAAGGAAGUUAAUUCCUGCAAUGAUGCGUUAUGCAAGUGAACCACAUGCCAAAAAUGAAACACAUGAGGUGAUCAAGUAUUUGGAAUACUCUGUCCAUCAUUUGCAUAAUGAAGAUCCUGGAGUCCACAACUUGCUGCUUUCCUUGUAUUCAAAACAGGAGGAUGAAAGCAUGCUUUUGAGAUUUUUGCAAUGCAAAUUCGGGAAGGGACGAGUUGAUGGGCCUGGUUUUUUCUACGAUCCUAAGUAUGCUUUACGCCUAUGCCUUAAGGAGAAAAGGAUGCGUGCUUGUGUUCAUAUCUAUAGUAUGAUGUCCAUGCAUGAAGAAGCUGUAGCUCUUGCUUUGCAGGUAGACCCAGAACUUGCAAUGGCUGAAGCAGAUAAAGUUGAGGAGGAUGAGGAUCUGAGGAAGAAGCUAUGGCUUAUGGUUGCUAAGCAUGUGAUUCAGUUGGAUAAGGGAAUUAAGAGGGAGAAUAUAAGAAAGGCAAUUGCAUUUUUGAAGGAAACAGAUGGGCUUCUGAAGAUUGAGGAUAUUCUUCCAUUUUUUCCAGACUUUACGCUUAUUGAUGAUUUUAAAGAAGCAAUUUGCUCAUCGCUGGCGGACUACAACAAGCAGAUUGAAUUAUUAAAACAGGAAAUGAAUGAUGCUACACGUGGUGCUGAUAACAUAAGGAGUGAUAUCACCGCCCUUGCUCAAAGAUAUGCUGUUGUUGAACGUGAUGAAGAAUGUGGGAUUUGUAAACGCAAAAUAUUAUCCUCUGGAGGGGCUCAUCAGAUGGGAAGAGGUUAUAUGCCAAUUGGACCAAUGACGCCAUUUUAUGUUUUCCCUUGUGGGCAUUCAUUCCAUGCGCAAUGCCUGAUAACUCAUGUCACUCAGUGUACCCCUCAAAGCCAAGCAGAACACAUACUGCAACUUCAGAAGCAGCUCAGUUUACUCGGCGGGAAGCCAACGAAAGAUACCGGCACCAGCACCAGUGAUUCUGUCACAGGCACAGUAUCUGUCAAUAAUCUUCGGUCGCAAUUAGAUGAUGCUGUAGCAAGUGAGUGCCCAUUCUGCGGCGAAUUAAUGGUUUGCGAAAUAUCAAAGCCCUUCAUCUUCCCUGAGGAGUCAGAGCUCUUGGCUUCUUGGCAGAUUAAACCCCAGUUUGCCACUCAGAAAAUUCUUGCAAUGUCGAUGUCAAUAUGACUGGUGGUGGACUCUCUCUAUAUCUCUCACUAUCUUCCUCUCUUACCUUAACUAACCAACAAUCAACUAAAAAUCACAGCCACAUCACAAAAAGCUAUGUGUGUUCUCAUCCAUCUGUUAUGUUUUUGCUUUUUAUUUGUAUAAUUUUAGGAUUGAUAUUCUUUUUUUUGUUUUAUUUUAAAUUUGCAUAGUUGUUUGCAGCUGAUACAUGUAAUUUGAUAAAGUCAAUUGUUGAGUUA